Molecule: messenger RNA, 4553 nt
Organism: Vespa velutina
Lineage: Eukaryota; Metazoa; Arthropoda; Insecta; Hymenoptera; Vespidae
Gene: MFS9
Product: vesicular glutamate transporter 2.2
Exons: 10
Coding region: 2982-4457 (491 amino acids)
Biological process (GO): monoatomic anion transport; transmembrane transport
Cellular component (GO): plasma membrane
Molecular function (GO): transmembrane transporter activity
Source: RefSeq, a predicted model, not a curated record
GAAAUGUUCUGUUAAUGUUUCUAAAGAAUCUGUAUUUUAUAUUAUUUUCUUGUAAGAGAUAUUAUAAUUCAACAUUUUAACUUUGCACUAUAAAGAGAUUUAUGUAAAUAUAAUGAUUGAAUAGUUAUAGUAUCUCCAUUUCCAUUCUGUGUGUAACUUGCACUUCUAUAUCUUUUAUGUGUAUAUGACAUAUUUAUAUAUGUGAAAUAUUAUUAAAUUUGUAAAGAUUAAAUUUUUUUUAUAAAUAUCUUCACAUAUUAUAGAAAGACAUAUUUAGUUUCAAAUCAUUUAAAUCAGAUUAUAGUAGUAAAAUAAUAGUAAAUUGUUACGUUGAAAUCCACACGAAAAACAAUAUAUGAAUUUUUUUAUAAGAAAUAAAAUUAAAUCUUUUAAGUCGAUUACUUGUUUCGUAUAUUAAGUGUCAACCAAGUAAUUCAAAGUCUUCAUCAGAUGUAUCAUAUUGACGUUCUAUAUGUUCAAAAUCUAAAACUAUAAUAAACCAAUAUAUUAAAGUGUCUAAAAAUUAACUUAAGUAAUCAAUUCUAUAUUAACUUACAAUUAGUAGCUCCUAUUGCCUCAGAUACGACAUCUUCAGCCGGUGACCAAUUAACUAAUCUCUCUGAAGAUAAUUCAAAUAAUGGUUGUUUCUCAGGCUCUAAUAAUUCAUCUUGCAUAGUUUUACACAUAGAUUUAAAAUCCUUUUCUGUAGCACAGAAAAAGCACUAUAACAGAAAUAAUAUAUUUCCAAUUAACAUUAUAUCGUAUAUUUUGUUACAUUGCACAAUGAAUUACAUGGUUAUACUUACAAGCGCUACGGAGGGAUCAAUUUCUGUAAUAGAAAUACGACUAGCAGACUUGCAGUGAUAUGUGAGAUCUAUUUCUCUCUCAUUGUCAAUAUUAGCUGAACGCUGUGUCGUAUGUGGAUCCAAAUAAAUCACUUCAUCUCCUAGAAUAUCAUAACUUUGUUUUAUUAUUUAUUACUCAAAAAGACACAACAAUAUUUUGUUAAAAAAAAAAAAAAUAUAUAUAUAUAUAUAUAUUAACGUUAUAUCGUAUACGUACCAACACAGCCAAUAAAAUACAAAGCAAGAUUUGGUUUUCCACCGAUUACUCCUAGAGAUUGUGGUAUCUUGAAUGAAGUCUAAAAAAUGAUAUGCUCAAUUUGAAUAUCUUUCUCUUUCAAAGAUAUAACUUCUUCUUUGGUUGUUCAUGCAAGUAUUACUAUUAUUUUUAUAUUACUUUAAGUCCAUUGAGGUAAACAGGAUUAAUUUCAUUCAAACCAAGACGAAGUGGUAUUAAUAAUAAUAAAGGCUUCCAUUGGCUCGGUGCUUUUAAUGGUUCUUUACCAUCUACUUCAACUGUUGUACCACCUUCCACUCUACAUUGUCUUACUGUAAAUGAUAAAUAAAUGUGAAUUAAAAUAUGAUAAGCUUCAUAUUGCAAUUUACUUACAGAUAUCAUUAACUAUUAAAGCAUUAUCCAAAGCUACAUGUAUCGUAAUAGAGCUCCAUUCAUCGUACACAACCAAUUUUCUAAAACAAUAUAAUGAGAAAAAAAAUCAUAAUUAGUUUAUAUUGUUAAUAUUUUAUCGAUGCGUGAUUAAAAAAAAUGUAUACUUUAAUACUUGUGCAAUGGUAUUUGGACCAAACCAUUGUCCGACUUCUUUUCCUUCUGACGCUCCCAUUAACGCUAUUUGAUGAAUGGAGAAAGGAGCAGCUCUCUUAUCUUCAAAGCGUUUCAAUAUUUCCAGGUACGUCAUAUUUUUUGUUUCUGGUGUCCAACGCCAAUCUCUGCCUAUUAUCAUUGAAUUUUUGAUAAUGUUAAAUUGAUAACAAAAUAUAAUUAAAAUAAUAUCACAUCAUAAAUGUAUUACCUAAAUGUAAAAAGACUAAAGCUUGACCAAGAACCAUUUGUCCGCAUCUUAACAUACAGCCCCAUCCUUUGUCAGUUGUAAAUGUAGAAUUAUAACCACCGAUGGGAAUGAAACCUCUACGGUAACUAAACCAUAACUUGGAUAAGAUAUCUUUACGUAUUGCUUCUAAUUCUGAAAUACAAUGUUAAUCCAUUUAUUGUCAAUGAUUAUACGUAAUUAUCAUAUAUUACAACAUAUAUAUAUAUAUAUACCUGUUAAAGCAUGAUAUUUCUUUCCAAGAAUCCAAACAGGUUGAUCUAUUUGGGGUAUAUCUUCUAAAUCAUCGCAUAUAUUUUGCGUAAAAAGGCUAUCCAUUCUUACAAUGUAACAAGUAUUAACUUGUAACAAGUUAACUUGUGAAAUGCAUUAGUGAAACCUGAUUAAUCGCAAUACAUAGAUUGUAUAAAUGUAAACAAAAGGAAAGUUCUUAAUAUGUCACGAUAAAAUACGUAAAAAUAAUAUUUUAAUGAAAGGAGAGAAAGAAAAAAAAAAAAAAAAAACAGGAAAAACUUACUUUUAGUAGAAAGAAAACAUUGGUCAUGGUACCUCCCAGGACAUUGUAUUCCCAUCAAAAAAUGUGACAAGGACUAACAUGCGAAUUUAUUAAAAUAUUAACAAAGAAAUUAAUGUGAGAGCUCUUUAAGAUUUUUAUACCUUAUCAGAAAAUACGUCUCGGAUGUGUUGCAAACAAAAUAUUCAACUUAAAUGAUGAUUAAGACAAUGAAUAAACGACAUGUAAAAUUAAUGAAAUAAAUCUUAUUAAUAAUUCCUUUAUACUUAUUUCUAUACUAAAUGUAUAUGCACAAUUUCCAAUAUAAUGAAUCAUAAAAUAUCUUCGAGGUGGCUAAGAUGGAAAUCUUCUGUAAAACAUUACGCGUUUUCUAGGUGUAUGCAAUGUACUAUUGAAAUUCUGACGUUUUCCGACAGAUGGUGACGUUCGUCAAUCCUUGCACGUGGUUCGUUGUACCACGUGACCGUAAACUUUUUCAUAUCCCCAAUAAUUGCUCUUGGCGGGUCAUAACGAUCUGUGCUACUAGGAUUUUAUCAACGUAAUUUUUCAUUGGAUACCAUGGAGGAAAAAAAAGCGAGGGAAGAAACAACAACGAAAGAUACAGGGUACGGAACUGUCAAAUACAAGGAUGAAAUCGACGAAUCCUCGUGGAAAUUUUGGAAGAAAAGAAGAUACGUUGUGGCAAUUUUAGCAUUUCUAGGAUUUUUCACUUCUUAUAUACUUCGCGUUAAUUUGAGCGUCGCGAUAGUUGCGAUGACUGAAGAUAAGAUCGACGAGAAUGGAAAAAUUUAUCAGAAAAAAGAAUUCGAUUGGGAUUCGAAAACGAAAGGACUUGUUUUGAGUUCAUUUUUUUAUGGAUAUUUGAGUACCCAAUUAUUAGGUGGAUGGUUGGCUGCUAGAGUUGGAGGUAAAAGAGUAUUUGGUCUUGGUAUUGCAGCAACAGCAUUGUUUACUAUCAUUACGCCUCCUCUUGUUAGAACAAGCGUAUAUAUUUUAAUCGUUUUACGUAUUGUUGAAGGAAUUUGUGAGGGUGUUACAUAUCCUUGCAUACAUGCAAUUUGGGCUAAUUGGGCACCCCCAUUGGAAAGAUCGAAAUUAGCAACCUUGGCAUUUUCUGGUAGCUUUUUAGGAACCGUUUUUGCUAUGCCUAUUUCUGGUAUAAUGGCUGAACAUCUCGGUUGGUCUUCAGUUUUUUACGUAUUUGGAGCAAUAGGGCUUAUUUGGUUCUUUGCCUGGUGGAUCCUAGUCAAAGAUCAUCCUGCAGAUGAUCCUAGAAUAUCUCAAGCUGAAUUGGAAUAUAUUCAAAAUAGUAUCGGUAUUACCGUAAACAAAAUGAAAAUAAAACAUCCGUGGAAAGCUAUGUUGAGUUCUCCACCUGUUUGGGCUAUAGUCGCUGCUCAUUUCAGUGAAAAUUGGGGAUUUUAUACCAUGUUAACCCAACUGCCAACAUUUAUGAAGGACGUGCUCAAAUCCGAAUUGGAAGCAACCGGUUUUAUGUCUGCUCUUCCUUAUUUGGCGAUGACCAUAGUCGUUCAAUGUUCCGGUCAACUGGCUGAUUAUUUGAGAACAAAAAAUCUUUUGACAACGACUCAGGUUCGUAAAAUAUUUAACUGCGGUGCAUUUAUCUUUCAAACGAUCUUUAUGAUCUCUACUGCCUUUAUCUCGACUAAAGUAGGAGCAGUUAUCUGUAUCACCAUAGCGGUUGGCCUUGGUGGCUUUGCUUGGUCUGGCUUUGGAGUCAAUCACUUGGAUAUUGCUCCAAAACAUGCCAGUGUUUUAAUGGGAAUAGGUAAUACAAUUGCAACAUUACCAGGCGUCGUGAGUCCCAUUAUUACUGGAUACGUCGUUCAAAAUAAAAGUGCAACAGAAUGGAGGACAGUAUUUAUUAUUGCUGGUUCAGUGUAUCUCAUAGGUGCUAUAAUUUAUGGUAUUUUUGCAUCCGGCGAAAAACAAAGUUGGGCCGAUGAUACUUCGAAAAAACAAGGCGAAGAAGUAGUUUAUGAUAAUCCAGGAUUAGAAAUAGAUAAUUUAUAAUUAAUAAAUAUUUUAAUGAAAAAAAAAAAUUAAGAUAAAUUAUAAUUAAUAAUGAUUGAAAGAAUCAUUUGGCUGUAAUUAUAUAUCAAACAUAUA